UCUCUCUCUCCUCAUUACUUGCAUCUUUUAUCUCUCUUCCCACCUCCUUUAAUGUCGGUUACGUGACAUCUAAAAUUUUAGGUUUCCUCGUAAUCUCUUUUUCUCGGUCUCUCUCUUGCAAAGCCAGAGAGUAUUAGGGUUUACAGUUUGGACGUGUUAAUCCGCUUUCAGAGUACAGAGACAAGGAUCUGCAAAAUGCAGCGGGGCAGAGCCAGAGAUGAUUUCUUUGGUUUUGGGGAUCCUUUUGCGGAUUUUGGUGGAAGCUUUGGCUUUGGAAACCCUAGAAGCCUGAUGUCAAGUUUCUUUGGCAGAGAUGCUUCGGAUCCUUUCAAUGACCCUUUCUUUACUCGUCCCUUUGGGAGCAUGUUUGGACCCAGCUUCUUCAAUAGUCCUUUUGGAAACCCUGAAAGUUCUGCAUUCAUUGAGCAUCAGCAAGCCCCUCAGGUUCAGUCUCAAUCACGUCAAGGUCCCAUAAUUCAGGAGUUGUCAUCAGAUGAAGAUGACAAGGCCAUGGAUGAGGAGGACAGGUCAAAUAAGCAAGCAAGAUUGAAUAAAACACCUAAUGUUCAACAUCCGGAUGAAGAAGGCCAAAGUAGAAAUUCUACAAAUUUCUCAUCAUAUCAUAAGCAAGCAGGAUUGAAUAAAACACCUUAUGUUCAGCAUCUGGAUGAUGAAGGCCAAGAUAAUAAGGCCAGACAUAUGCAGCAAAGAAGUGAUUACAGUAGGUUGCAGGCACAGCAACCUCAAAUUCGGAGUUACAGUUUUCAAAGCUCCAAAGUGACAUAUGGUGGUGUUAAUGGGGCAUAUUAUACUUCCUCCACAUCCAGAAGAACUGGCAGUGAUGGGGUGACUGAGGAGGAGCAUAGGAAGGCUGAUACAACCACUGGUAAAGCAACUCAUAGGGUCUCUAAAGGGUUAAAAGGCAAGGGCCAUUCGGUUACAAGGAAGCUCAAGUCUGAUGGGAAUGUUGAUACUAUGCAGAUGUUGCACAACCUGAAUGAAGAUGAGCUAGCUGACUUUGAAGAGGAGUGGAAGGGGAGCGCUAGGAAGCAUUUGCCUGGUUGGAAGGAGGGGCCAGGGGUGCUUGGCAGUGGGCAACAAAAUAUGGGUGUGAGACAGGGUUAUGCGCUUCCUUCGAUAGAGCGGAGAAAAUCGAAGGAUCAGGCUCAUGGGGCCAGAGGCGCCGGACCAUCUGAGAGAUUCUAACCAAGUAUACCUCUCUUGCGUGUCAAAAAUCUUGGAAGCGAGACUCAGAACAGCUUGGUUUUCUAGUCAAUAUAUGGACUAGGUAAAACACAAAGCACCAUAUUGACGGUCAUCCAAAUAGAGAUCAUUACACAUGAGCGGUAGUGAUUUGUCACUGGUUGCACCGGUAGUGUCCCCUACAUCGAAUCUUAGUCUAUAAAGUAUAAGAGAACUUAGUGGUAUAAUAUGGUGGAUAUGGAUAUGAGGUCGGUAAGAGUGAUUUUUAAACUAUUGCUACAUGUUUGGAUGGUAUGAGGCCUCUUGUUUCCUUCCUGUGCCUUUGUUAUGAAAUGUUGUUUUGAAUUUCUCUAGUAA
Amborella trichopoda is the source of this 1560-nucleotide messenger RNA. RefSeq names its product glycine-rich protein. Lineage: Eukaryota; Viridiplantae; Streptophyta; Magnoliopsida; Amborellales; Amborellaceae. The record is from RefSeq and is a predicted model, not a curated record.